UACCAAUGCAUUUCUAACCACAAGGCCCUCUGCCUCACAACCCUAGGCCUAACAAAAUGGCCACCCACCAAAAGCCUACCCCUUCCACGCUGCCGCCGCUGCUUCUCCUGCUGCUGCUGCCCUCCCUGAGCCUCGGCGUCGGGGGAGACGGCCCAGGCGAGGGUGGGGGGCCCGAGAAAGCGUCGGUGGUGUCCACGGGGCAUUGCGUUCGCUGCUGUGGCUCCGGGACGCCGCCACCCAUUCAACUCAAUCUGGCCAUCCUGCGGGGCGACGUGGGCGAGAAGGGCAAGCACGGAGUUGGGGGUCGCAGAGGUCGUCCCGGCCGGACCGGGGUCAGGGGUCACAUCGGAACCAAGGGGAACCACGGAGAGCCGGGGCCCCCCGGGAUGCCCUGCAAGCCCCGCUACGCGGCCUUCUCGCUGGGACGACGCUCCCCGCUCCACUCGGCAAACGGCUCCGCCGCGUCGCCACUGCCCUUCGACUCGGCGUCCAUCGUGACCGGGGGCAGCGUCGACCUCGCCGCGGGCUCGUUCACGUGCGCAGAGGCCGGCGUCUACCACGUGACCCUCACGGUGCACACGUGGAACGCGCGCGAGACGUACGCGCACGUCAUGCGGAACGGGAACCCCACCGCCGUUCUGUACGCCCAGCCCAGCGGGCGCAGCGUCAUGCAGAGUCAGAGCCUGCUGCUGCCCCUGCAAGUGGGAGACAGGGUGACUCGGGUGAGACUUCACGAUGGCGACCGACCGAACGCGAUAUUUGGCGACGAUUCGGACCUCUACAUCACCUUCAACGGACACAUGGUGCAACCGCUACCGUCAUAGACACCACACCACGUGACACACACACACCACGUGACACACAACACACCACGUGACACACACGUCACGCACACACACACACACCACGUGACAUACACACACCACGUGACACACACACACCACGUGACACACACACACCACGUGACACACACGUCACGUGACACAAACACACCACGUGACACACACACCACGUGACACACACACACCACGUGACACACACACCACGUGACACACACACCA
This is a messenger RNA of Lethenteron reissneri (Far Eastern brook lamprey), 1061 nucleotides long. RefSeq names its product complement C1q tumor necrosis factor-related protein 8-like. The record is from RefSeq and is a predicted model, not a curated record. Gene Ontology annotation, molecular function: protein binding. NCBI's taxonomy places the organism in Eukaryota, Metazoa, Chordata, Hyperoartia, Petromyzontiformes, Petromyzontidae.